Molecule: messenger RNA, 1596 nt
Organism: Aspergillus campestris IBT 28561
Lineage: Eukaryota; Fungi; Ascomycota; Eurotiomycetes; Eurotiales; Aspergillaceae
Product: LIP-domain-containing protein
Exons: 1
Coding region: 1-1422 (473 amino acids)
Biological process (GO): lipid catabolic process
Molecular function (GO): triacylglycerol lipase activity
Source: RefSeq, a predicted model, not a curated record
AUGCUCAUCCUUCUUCCCCUCCGUCUGGCGCUGUUGGGUCUCAGCCUGGCCCCGGUGAUCUCCGCUCACCCCACGGGGUCGGCCACACCCCAGGAUGUGCCCCGGGGCCUCCUCCCCCAAGACCCCAGCGAGGACCCCUUCUACCAGCCCCCGGGCGGGUUCGAAGCCGAACCGCCCGGCACCGUCCUGCGGAGCCGCCGCAUCGUCGCCUCCUUCUUCGGCCUCCUCCCCAACCUCAUUGAGGCCCACCAGUUGCUUUACCGCACCACCGCCAUCGACGGCUCGGCCAUCAGCACCGUGACGACCGUCUUCAAGCCGCUCAACUCCAAGCCGGACCGCUUCAUCUCCUUCCACACCGCCUAUGACUCGUCCGCCGUCAGCUGCCAGCCCAGCUACCAGUACCAGCUGGGGUCGCCGCAGACCGACCUGAUCCUCUCGCUCGAGAUGCUCGUCAUCCAGAUCUACCUGCUGCUAGGCUACGUCGUCGCCUCGCCCGACUACGAGGGCCCCGACGCCGCCUUUGGGCCCGGCCGCCUCGAGGGCACCGGCGUGCUGGACGGGAUCCGCGCCGUCGGCCACCACCACGCCGCGCUGGGCCUCGACAGCGCCACGCCCCCCGUUGUCGGCGUCGGUUACUCCGGCGGUGCCAUCGCCACCGGCUGGGCCGCCGGCCUGCAGCCCACCUACGCGCCCGAGCUGGACAUCCGCGGCUGGGUCGCCGGCGGCACGCCCGCCAACCUGACCGGCACGCUGGUCUUCAUCGACGGCACGGCCUUCAGCGGCUUCAUCCCCUCGGCGAUCGUCGGGCUGAAUCAACCAAGCGCCUAUGGGGCGCGGCUCCAGCCCGUCCUCGACGACAUCGUCACCGACGCGGGGCGCUCCAUCCUCGAAACGACAUCGACGCAGUGUGCCCCAGCCGCGCUCGUCUCCUUCUUCGGCCGGUCGCUCUUCGACCCGGCCAUUCAGACGAUGGGCCGGGGAAUCCUGCACGAGCCGACCGUGGCAGACAUUCUCAAGGCAAACACGAUGGGCGCCAACAGCUCGGAGACGCCCACGGCGCCAGUCUUCCUCUACCACGCGACAGAUGACGAGAUCAUCCCGUACGCGAACGCGACGACGCUGCGGGACGCGUGGUGCUCGGAUGGGGCGGACGUCCACUUCACGACGUUCGCUAGCGGUGGGCAUGCUACGACCGAGGUGAUCGGGUUGCCGCGGGUGAUCAAGUUCGUGGAGGCGGCAUUUGAGGGGAAAACGGCGAAGGGGUGCGCGAUGGAUGAGGAGCUGUCGGAUCAGCUGGAGCCGUUGGCGCUGGGGGUCAGUCUGGAGCCAAUUUUGGUGAAGCUGCUGCAUGCGUUGAUGUUGGCGGGGAAGAAGGAUGGGAAGUUGCGGCAGGAUGUGAAGGUCUGGGGCGAAAUCUUCUGAUGGUGUUGAUGGUCGACGGUAAUUACGGACACGAUGAUGGUUAACGAAGACGAUGCUUUCAAGCGUUCAUUAUGGUCUUUUCUUUCCCAGUGGAAGCAAGACUACAUUGCAUGAUGUUACGUACAACCUGUUUUACACAUAUUUAUUAGACUUCAACGACUAACCAGACUCGAG